GCCACGUCGGGCCCGCCUAGUGUCUUCAUCCAGCCCAUGGGGCUUUUCCGGAUUCCUUUUAGUACUCCAUGACUCGCAGUAUUGUCGCGGCACGACACACACCUCCUGCACAUGUGGGCAGCACCCAUGCCAAAAACCACCAAUGUACUUUCGCACCGCAAGACAUGCUGGGUAGUCUGUGGUACUCCUUCACAUUUUGUUUGUUUGUGGGAUUUUUGCUACAUUGCAAAAUAGGUUGAGGAGGUCGUCGAAAGCCAGGUAAACGAGGAGGCACAUACUCAUCAUACCAAGCAUGCCUUGCGGGCGUUUGGGAAUAACCUUUCAUAACAUUGCGUAAUGUGAUGCGUUAACUUGCUUGUGUUUUCCUUUUGUUGCACUGUGAGUAAGUCAUUCUACCCGAUGCCACACCGCCAAAGCCUUUAACCCAGUCAGAACGUCUGCCCACCCCUGGACGGAUGGGAUACUUUUCUGGUGUCGGACCCCAAUAACCUGAUCGUGGAUCAGCCCUGCAAGUUACAGUCAGCUUGCAGGGGGGUCUGCGCCACCUACGGGAAGGCCUUGUGAUGUUUAAGAACAUAGAAAUAUGUAUGUAUUAUCUUCACAAAGAGGUGCAAAUCAAGCCUCAGAGGUCACGUGUGAUUGACGGGUGUCAGUGAGAAGAUCACAAACGAAGAAGACAUUUGCUUCUUGGACCAAAUGAAGGGGCAAGGUCUCGUGGUGGCACUUCCCUUUUUCCUUCUUGUCUCCAUCAGCAGUGAGGAAGGAAGGACGUCAGAUGAGCUGUCACGUGUUCGCUGGGGAAGAGAGGCGCUCUUCAUGGGCCAAAUGCACCACGUCCAUGCGUAAAGAUGCUGAGGUUUCCUCCUUCACGCGCGUACACUAGCUCUGUGUGCAGGCUAGCCAGCGGCCCGACAUGUGACCACGCACGCCAUCCUCACUGCCGCCAUCUUGCUCCCGGAUCUAGGGGGCGUGGCCUACGGGGUAUAAACACAUGCGCGGGCCGCAAGGCGGCCUCCUCGCAUCCUCAGCCGGAGACUCCCACAGGAGAAGCUGCCAUCACGUCCUGCCUGCCUGCCUGCCUGCCUGCCUGCCAUGGCCGUCAGCAAGUCCCGAGUGGCGGUGGGCUUCAUGGUGGCCGGAGCCCUCAUGGCCCUCUCUGGAGUCAUCCUCAUUUUUGUGGGCCAGGUGGUGAUGAAGGACCAGAUCAUCAAGAACACUGUGAUCGACCCCAAGAACGAGAUGUCCUACACCAUGUGGAAGGACAUCCCAGUCCCCUUCUUCAUGUCCGUCUACUUCUUCCACGUCCUCAACCCCAAGGAGGUCCUGAACGGCGAGAAGCCCAUGGUGGAGCAGCGAGGACCCUACGUGUACAGGAAACGCUGUCAGAAGGACAACAUCACGUUCCACGACAACAGUACAGUGUCGUACCGCGAAUACCGCCGCUACUUCUUUGAGCCCAGCAUGUCGGCGGGCAACGAGUCUGACGUGGUCACCAUCCCCAACAUGCUGGUCCUGGGGGCGGCGGUCAUGAUGGAGAACCUUCCCUUCGCCAUGCGCCUGUUGAUCAGCGCCACCUUCAAGACCUUCAAGGAGGGCCCCUUCCUCACCAAGACGGUGGGUGAGCUCAUGUGGGGCUACGACAGCGGCCUUGUCGACUUCCUCAACAAAUACCUGCCCGGGAUGCUGCCCAGCUCCGGGAAGUUUGGCCUCUUCACCGAGUUCAACAAUACCGACACCGGCUUGUUCACCAUCUUCACGGGCCAGGACGACAUCAAGAACGUUCACAAGGUGGACUCCUGGAACGGCCUGACACAGUUGUCCUACUGGAGGACGCCUCAGUGCAACAUGAUCAACGGUACGGCGGGUCAGAUGUGGCCCCCCUUCAUGACCCAGGAGAGCACGCUGCCUUUUUACAGUCCAGAUGCCUGCAGGUCCAUGGAGCUGGUCUACCAGCGACCCGGCAGCCUGAAGGGGAUCCCCUUGUACCGCUAUGUGGCGCCCAAGACUCUUUUCGCCAAUGGCAGCGACUACGCUCCCAAUGAGGGAUUCUGUCCCUGUCGCCAGUCGGGGCUGCUGAACGUCAGCAGCUGCCGUCACAAUUCUCCCGUCUUCAUCUCUCAUCCUCACUUCUUCAACGCUGACCCGGUUCUGCUGGACUACAUUCAAGGACUCCACCCCAACGAGGACGAGCACGGCCUCUUCAUAGACAUCCAUCCUCAAACCGGCGUCCCGCUCAACGUGUCCAUCCGCCUGCAGCUCAACCUCUACAUGAAGAGAGUGUCAGGAAUUACGGAGACUGGGAAGAUCUCUGAGGCCGUCAUGCCGAUGAUCUGGUUUGAGGAGAGCGGCUACAUCGACGGGCCCAUCCUUGACACCUUCCACACCAACCUGGUGGUCCUGCCCAUCGUUAUGGAAGUCAUGCAGUACGGCUUCAUCGCCCUCGGGCUCGCCACUAUCCUUAUUGCCGCCCUGGUGUACUGCAGACUGAAGAAGGCGGCCGAUAAAGUGCCCGCUCAAGGCCGUGGCGCUCAGGAGAAAUGCAUGCUGGGUGACUCAGACAAAUGAACCCAACAGCAGCGCCACGUCCGAAGGGAACGCUUCCAGCCACGAGAGAGACCCGCUACUUCCUGCCCACGACUGACACUCACACACACACACACACACACACACACACUGAUUUGACUCCGCCUCCCUGAUGGGCUUCCAUCACCGUGGAAAUGGCACAAGCUGUGACGCUGCGUCAAAUGGAGCUCGCCGCCGCCGGCAGCCUCGCACCCUGUCCGGGGUUUCGGCAAGAGGCGUGACCAUUGCUCUACUUCCUGUUUUUACUUCACUUAUCCCAGCAGGGGGCGGUGCACACCACCUUGAUGGCAUUGCUUCACCACCUUGCACCAAACGAGUGCUGUGGGACUUUCACUUGCCAUUUUUUGCCAAAGCUUCAGAACCACACAAUCACUGGCACAAUAAAGCUGUUGUCACGGCAACAUCCCGCGCACGCGCGUGUGUGUGUGUGUGUGUGUGUGUGAGAGACAGUCCCUCCAACCUGUCCUGGUCGGACGUGCCCUGAACACCUCCCAGGAGGCGUGGUGCCCCAGCCUCCUCAUCUGGCUCCUCAAUGUGGAGGAAGAGCUUCUUCUCCAGGUUUCUCAUCUUAUCGCUGAGGGGGAGCCCAGCCAUGAUGUUCCUCCACCACACCGAAUGGUGAAUCCUGGCUUCAUGCGUCUUCCGACAUGUUUGGCCUCACAGUACAGGAGAUUAUGACUUUAUUACUGGAUUAUUCCUUGGGACUUUCGUCGCUCAUUCAUUUUCUAUAAUAAUAUGUUUAAUAUUUUAUCAUGUAUCAUUGUUUCAGUUAGGACAGUAUUAG
This is a messenger RNA of Doryrhamphus excisus (bluestripe pipefish), 3367 nucleotides long. The record is from RefSeq and is a predicted model, not a curated record. Lineage: Eukaryota; Metazoa; Chordata; Actinopteri; Syngnathiformes; Syngnathidae.